Molecule: messenger RNA, 1590 nt
Organism: Caenorhabditis bovis
Lineage: Eukaryota; Metazoa; Nematoda; Chromadorea; Rhabditida; Rhabditidae
Source: the annotation of a GenBank genome assembly
AUGAAAACUACUCAAGAUGCUAUUCAAUUGAUUUCCUCGUUUUUGUCGCCUGCAUCAAGAUUCAAUUUAGCUGAAAUCGAUGAGUACUGUUUUGAGGAAGCCACAAGUUGGAGAGACGUUCGAACUAUAAUUAUCGACGAUGAUGAUGUCUCAUUAGGAAGCCCGAAUUUCGUGCACAAAAUAACUAGUAAAACGGAAGUGUCGAAGAUUACCAAUGAUUCUCGGAUUAAUGCGAUUCAUACCGUGUUCGAACUUUGCCCUGCUCUUCGCCGAAUGAUUAUUCAAACUCGGCUUCGUGAAAAGGAUGUUGAAUUAAUUUCGGGAAAACCUUUAAGAAUCCCGAAACUUUACAUCAGUACAGAGAAUUUGAGUCUAGCGCGUUUUCCAAACUUCGACCGUCUUCGAACCCUCCAUAUUGCGGCGAAUGUCUGCAGAGAAUUGAGGGUUAUGAAUGUUGUUGGAGAUCAUUUCCUCAAGGCGAUAUUCCCAAAUAGUCUUCGCCGUGUUUGCAUCACUGACGUUUACCUUACUGACGCAUUAAUGAAUAAGCUGGCAGCUCUUCCAAAACUCUAUUCAUUGGAUUUGAUUGGAUGUCUCGUCGACACGAACGUUGCUCCGAAAUAUAUUCCAUUAUUAGAGAAAUGUGAAGCUCUUGAAGAGCUCAGUCUACCACCAUCAUGGUUUUCAUUCACUGCAAAAAACAAAAUGCCCUCCACAUUGAAUCUCAGAAACACAAAACUCGAGAAGCUUUCGCUGUAUAUCGACACAUAUGACAAAGAUUCGUUCGGUGACCAGCUCGAUGGCAUUGUGCCAAAAACUUUGAAGAUUCUCGUCUUAUUCGGCAAUUAUAUUCCAUUCAAGCGACUCAACAAAAUGAAAGACUUCAAAAAUUAUGCGAUAAUUUUCGGACCAAACGAAUCAAUUGCUUCGUGUCCGCAAGAGAACUUGACAAAUGUGAAGCUGCUCUCUCAUCUCGUUCGAAGACCACCGUAUGCAAUGAAUCCGAAUCUUAUGAUGCUUCAAACAUUUGUGGACUUCCAUAUCGAUAAUCUCUCGUGGAGAUUCAAUUUAGCCGAAUGGCAAGCGAACGACCAACCACCGACAUUCCCCGCGAGGCAGGGCAUCAUACGACCUCAAGAUAGGCCAAGACCAAUGCCAGUUGGGAUAGUUCGUCGUCGAAGUGCUCCAGCUGAUGUGCAUCGUGCUCGUCAAGUCUCAUUCACUGACCGCAACUCAAUGCGCACCAAUCGUCCUUCUCCGCCACCAACAUUGAACACCACCGCCACAACCAACAGUCAACCUCAAACCAUUACAUCUCAACUCAGCCCAAUAGUCGCACCGCGAGCAACAUCAACCCCAAUUGUUCAAGAUGUGACAACGACUCCACCAUCUGAGCUUAAUCGAGCGAUGAUUGUGCCAUCGAAUCAGACGACAAGACGAAGUGAAGCCAGCUCGAAUCUCAGAAAUUCAUCUUCAACAAGUUCCGAGGAAAACAGCAGAGCGGCAACACCUGCCCCAACUGCUAUUCUACCGGCUCCUCCAACUCCUAAUGGCCGCGUCGAACCAAACGAUGAAGGAAUUCAACUGUAA